Tribolium castaneum (red flour beetle) is the source of this 958-nucleotide messenger RNA. RefSeq lists its product as uncharacterized. The record is from RefSeq and is a predicted model, not a curated record. NCBI's taxonomy places the organism in Eukaryota, Metazoa, Arthropoda, Insecta, Coleoptera, Tenebrionidae. The coding region runs from base 227 to 928 and encodes 233 amino acids. The transcript is spliced from 6 exons.
UCGGAGCGUUUCGCUGCCUGUGAGUAGUAUAAGCGAACAAUUAGUGCUAAUGAGGUCAUUAUCUAAUGACCGCUGCAACUUUCUCUUAAUGACCGCUACACUUUGGCCGCUACAAUUUUGCUAUAUGUCAUACAAUAUAUAAGACCAAAGAAAAUUUAGGAAAAUAUUCAGUGUUGUUCUCGUGUUUGUUCUUGAAGAAGACGUCUUGGUGUAUUGUGAAAUUAAGAUGCCUGGAAAACGUGUAUCUUCUAUGCCAUUGAAAAAAUCAUCUCCGAAGCGUUUUAAAGCCCCAGGUGAUGGUGGAUGUGUAGAAGAAGAGGAAAUUAGUGAAUUUACCAACCUGCAACCCUCAACAUCUAAGGCAACAGAAUCAGUGAAUGCUUUAAAAAGACGCCUCCCUAACUUCGAAGAUGGUCCUUUAGAUACACUUGUAAAUCAAAUCGGUGCUGGUCAAAUUGACGAUAAUGAAGUCUUUGAAAAUUUUGCUGAUGAAUUUAACUUUAUUAAUAAAAAUGGAGAAAAUGAAUCAUUCAUAAAAAAGUUUAAUACAUUAGCGAGACGUAUGAGGUUUUCCUUUAAAGAUAAUGCGCCGGAGAAUCCAAUUGAAUGGAUGCAAAAUGCAAUUGAAGAACUGUUGGCGCACAUUUUUAGAGGAUUUUCAAGUGAUGACUAUGUCGGCUUAGUUCUCGAAAAUGAAGAAUUCCCCGAGCGACCUGUUUACAUUUCCUUCCGCAAAUUAUCCCAAUAUAAUGUCGCAAUGGUGAUGGAAACUGUAGGAAAUGUUCUUCAGAGCAAUCGUGCGUUCUUUGUUAAUGAUCGUUUAUCGAUACGGGUGGACAGGGUGGCUUUACCUGUGGGAAAAGGAUUUCGUACCGCCACCGAUGGAUUAGCCGUAAGUUAUAAUGAACAUUGUCUUAGUAAAAAUUAAUAAAUAAAUAAAUAAAUCUAAUAAAUAUGA